Molecule: messenger RNA, 5244 nt
Organism: Lethenteron reissneri (Far Eastern brook lamprey)
Lineage: Eukaryota; Metazoa; Chordata; Hyperoartia; Petromyzontiformes; Petromyzontidae
Gene: EPB41L4A
Product: erythrocyte membrane protein band 4.1 like 4A
Biological process (GO): actomyosin structure organization
Cellular component (GO): cytoskeleton
Source: RefSeq, a predicted model, not a curated record
CGCUGUCAGUCGCUCCUGCUGCAGCUGCUGUUGUUGCUGUUGCUGCAGCUGCUGUUGUUGCUGCUGCUGUUGCUGCUGUAGCUGCUGCAGCUGAUGCUGUUGCUGCUGUAGCUGCUGCUGCUGUUGUUGCUGCUGCUGUAGCUGCUGCUGCUGCUGCAGCUGCUGCGGUGCCGCCAAGGAUGUCGAGCUCGCUGCUGCUGCUGCCCCCGCUGGGGAUGUUUUGAUGACGUCCCUGGCGGCUCCCCCUGGCAGCUGAGCGGGGGGCUGCGUCUGCAGUGUGGCCGCGAUCCGAGCGGAGGGAGCGAGGGGGAGAGGGCAGCGGUCGGCGGAUGACACCACGAGAGCUCCUCGCGUCGUUGCCGCCCGGCGCGGCGCUCUGACGGCGAAGAAGGAGGAGGAGGACGAGGAGGAGGAGGUGCAGGCGAGGAGGAUCGAGAGAGGGCGAGCGGCAGCCGGCCGAGGAGGUGGCGUGGGGAUGUGAGGGCCCCUGAGCGGGGGGGGAGGGGGUUUCUCGACACGGACGGAGGGAACGUCCCGAUCAAAGCGUCCGCCUGGAUUUUCGAGUGACCCUCGAGACCCGAGUGAUCGUCUGGAUCGAAUGAUCGUCCGGAUUUUCGAACGAUCCUGGAGACUCGAGUGACCAUCGAGACUCCGAAGUAAUCAUCCAAAUUCGCGUGAUCCACCGGAUUACCACCAAGUCGUCGUGCGGACGUUCAGCGUUCAGCGGCGAUAUCUGCUGCCACCGGAUCGCCCCUCUCACCCCCCCCGCCUCUCGCCGUCCCACGCUGGCCCCCCACCCCGUCGGCAGGGCCCCCCCGUCGCGCGCGACCCCCAGGGUGGGCGAGGAUGAGCUGCCUGUGUGGGGGUGGCGAGGAGGAGGAGGAGGAGUUCUACUGCGAGGUUCUGCUGCUGGACGAGACCACGCUGCAGCUCACGUCCCAGCAGCACGGAGUCAAGCGGUCAAGUCGCGGCUCCGCGCUGCUGGGCCACGUGUUUGCUCACCUCGACCUCGUGGAGAGCGACUACUUCGGCCUGCGCUACUGCGACAGCGGCCACCAGACGCACUGGCUGGAGCCUGACCGCAGCCUGGGAGACCAUCGAGACCUCAUGGAAACGGGACCGCCGUUCACGCUGUACUUUGGGGUGAAGUUCUACGCGCGGGACCCCUGCCAGCUCAAGGAGGAGAUCACGAGGUACCAGUUGUUCCUGCAGGUGAAGCAGGACGUGCUGCAGGGGCGGCUGCCGGUGACGCACGAGGAGGCGGCGCUGCUGGCGUCAUUCGCCCUGCAGGCCGAGCUGGGCGAUUACGACGCGGCGAAGGCCGCGCCGGGCUACGUGUCGGCUUUCCGCUUCGUGCCAGGGCAGACGGCGGAGGUGGAGGAGCGGGCCGAGGCCCUGCACGGCACCCUCACCGGCCUCGUUCCUGCGGAGGCCGAGCUCCAGUUCCUGCGUCGCGCCCGGGCGCUCGACAUGUACGGGGUGGACCUGCACCACGUCACGGGUGAGCACCAGAGGGAGUACAUGCUGGGGCUGUCCCCGACAGGCAUAUCGGUGUACCUGGGCAAGGCACAGGUGGCACACUACUUCUGGCCCCGGAUCACGAGGGUCAACUUUAAAGGGACCCAGUUUGAGCUGCGCGUGAGGGGCAAGGAUGACAGCGAGACCUCCUACUUCUUCGAGUCAGCCACCAAGACGGCGUGCAAGCACCUGUGGAAGUGCUGCGUCGAGUUCCACACCUUCUUCAGGCUGCCGGAAGCGCGGGGCCCUGAGGAGAGGCUCGCCCGGCGCCUCGGCAAGAUGGGCUCGCUGGGCUCCCGGCACCACUACAGUGGCAGGACGGUGCUGCAGGUGGACCGGGAGCUGGCCAGCCGCCUGCCCCGGCCCAACCAGGUGGUGCGGCGCACGCGCAGCAAAACUUACCCCAAGCGGCUCCCCGCGGCGCAGCAAGACGUCAAGAGCCCGCCUCAGCAGAUGUCGCAGCGCGUGGAGGACACGAGCCGGAACGGAACGACCAAGAUCCAGGCGCCGGCGCCAAUCCGCAGCUCCCAGAUGCCCAAAGUGGACGGCAGCCCCGACGUUCAUAGGAACCGCCCCAGUGCACCCUGGGAAGAUGGCAGCACCAAGAGCGGCCUGUUCACCGCCCAGGCCGAGCGGAACCAGUCGCCCAAGUUCCCGCACCAGAGGCGGCGGAACCCGUCGGGGAGCGACGGGGAGCCGGGCCGCAGGGGCCGCAGGAGGCGCACAGGCGCGCAGAGCAGCGGCGACGACUCGGAGCCGUCGCGCCACCGCAAGCGAAGGUCCCACUCGCGUGGGGGGGCGCCGUCCAACGGCAGCGGCAACGAGUCGGAGGCCUCGGGGAAAGAUCGGAGACACCGCGGCCGGUCGCGGCAGGAGAACGAGCUGGUGGACUCGGCGCCGCAGUGGGAGGAGGUGCUGCGGCGCCAGCACGAGCGCAGCCAGAACGACCCCGCACACCGGCGCUCCCGCCACCGCUCACGAUCGCGCAGCCCAGACAAGCAGGCCCGGGAAGAGCUGUGGAAGCACAUCGAGAGGGAGCUGGUGGACCCCAUCGGCUACACGGAGGAUCAGCUGAAGGACAUCCCCUACACCAAAGUGGAGACGCGCGGAGACCCCGUGAAGAUUCGCCACUCGCAGUCGCCGCACAACUCCCGCGUCAACCACCGGCGCUCACACGCCUCCGAGGGCGAGCGCUCCGUGCUGGCCGAACUCCACAACUCGCGAUCCGACCUGGUGGAGCCGCUGCCCGUGAUGGUGGCACAGCGGCAGGCCCCGGCAGCUGCCCCUGCGGGACACAACCCCGGCGCCGGCGCCGUCGUCGCCGCCGCGAGGAAGGAGCGCGCCGAGCGACGCCGCUCGGGCAGCGACUGGAACGGCUCCAUCACCGACUGCGCCUCCAACCCCCGUGCGUGCGAAUGACGCGUGCAGACAACACGAGUGGGGGGCGGGGCCCCCCAGCACCACCACGGCACCCAGCGCUCCCCGCUCGGCAGCACUGAACUCAGCCCAGCGGCGGAGAACGUUCAAGGCGGGCGAGGGGGGGCAAGAGGGGGGGGCACCCUGGGCAAGGGGUGGGGAGAUGUACUGCGAGGGCGGUGCAGCAUGAUGAGGGAAUGACGGUGAUGAUGUUGUCAUGGGGACCGGACCCCCCCCCCCCCCCCCAUGGCUCCAGCUCGGCGUUGGAAUCCACAGGUUGACGAGGCCUCUGCGGGCAGGGCCGAGGCUCGCUGAGUCAGACGAUGGCCCCCAAUGAGGAGGCCGUGGGGCGACACGCGGCCCAGAGGACGGAGCUCACGGCGCCGCUCUGCAAGUCGACCGGGAGAAAUGUUCCCGCGCCCGGCACGCCACAUCCAGUAAUGGCACUCGCGCGCGACGGGCUGGAGCUGCUGCUUCUGGCUCACGUGCCGCCUGCUGCAGUUGACCAGCGACCUGGAAAACUGUCGGGAAGUUUCAGCCUUCGCCUGCGAGUGACUUUCGCGGGGUCACAACUCGUCGCUGCCGCCGCCACACUCCAUUAUUCUGUGAACGACGAAAACGCCCCCCCCCCCGCGCCCCCCCCCCCGUGCUGCACCCCCGACAGCGCCUCAGCACUGCGACGCUCCGGUCCGUGCCGCUCUGUCCCCCCCCUCCUCCACCAGUCCGCUCGUUCGCGAGUACCCAUGCUUGGCUUACGGAUAUGCAAAAUAAGCCGCUGCACACACAGCACGCACCUGAUGGUUGUGAAUCACCAGAAAGCUGCAAGCGCGGAGGGCCUCAAAGAACCGGAGUAGAGAAGUGUGGCUCCUUCACCACUGUGUGUGUGUGGUUGUAAUGUCAAGACAAACCUCGCCCUGUGCUGAAUCGGCCUUUGACUGGCGACAGCUGCUCGUGUUCAUGAGCAGUUCUCUUCAUCAGCAGCUAUGAUCACUCCACUGCUGGAUGAAGGCCUCCCGAACACCCCCCCCCCCCCGUCGUCGUCAUCUCUCGCUGGUCCUGUGACGUGGCGAUCCACCCAGCACCUGCACACCGCACGAGCCGAUUCGAUCGCUCCGCCUCCGUGGUGGACGUACCCUCGGGACACGUUCCCACCUUGGUCUUCCACUCCGUCAUUAGUCUCGACCACCGGCCACCGUGGUCCCUUCUGGCGUCGCGACGCGUGCUGCCCAAGCCCCGCGCUCACUUCUCUUCAGAGUCACUAUGAUGAUGAUGCUGUAUCUAACCUGCAUACGCUCGCAAAUCCACACGUCACGAUCGUUGUCUCGCGGCGGAAUUCCAGGCGUGCCUCUCUCUCUCCACACUUCUCAGCGCACUUAUCGGGUGUUUUACGUCGACGUCCGUAUUGACGAUCCAUAUUCCCACGGCAGGAGCAGUACGCACCGGCUGAACUCUCCUCUUGCCAGGACAUCGCUUGCACCGACGAUGUCAGCGUGCCGUACUACGCUGCCACCGCACGGCGCUCGCUCGCUCUCGCAGAGAGGGCGCGGCUCGAGGUGCGAGGAGCAAAGCACCGAUGAGCAGGAAGAGGCGGCAGCAGCAGCAGCAGCCGCGCGGUGUGAGCCAGCGGCAACACUUUCCCAAGCUCUGCGGUCCUCUGUGUUUUAUCAAGGUGUUACCGGCCAAUGAAUGAGUGCUCACACGUGGAAGGAAAACGAGGCACCCGGAGAAAGCCCACGCCUGCGUGCGAGGGGGAAACGCUCUAUCCCAUACCGAUGGGAGUCCGCGUAUUUUGCUCCACGACUUGCUCCUGGCGAGAUGCGGUUUGGAUCCUCCUCGACGGCCACGAGAGAAGGGAGCUCGCAACAUUCGCGCGGUGAUCCGCCAACCCUCGAUGCUGCCUCCACACCGCUGGAUGACACGCCACGUGCAUCUUGGCCGCCACCGCCUGGCUAACUGAGUUCAUUUCACUUUCACAAAAGCACUCGAUCCAGCCGGUUCUCAUCCGCCUCCCUGUUGUUGAUCACGGACAGCCUUCAAUCGCCAUCCGAGGUUCUCACACACUGCAGCAGCUCUGGCCCUGCCACACAUCUGUUCCCAUUCCCUGGCGAAUGCAGUAUUAUCAUCAUCACACCGGAUGGGUUCAAGCCCCUAAACUUAGCAAACAUGACCGUUUUUUUUGCUUUAGUUUAGUAGUUUAAUAGGUCCCGGUAAUUUAAACAAGAAAAAAAGAUACGUACGUUUUAUGUACACAUUACUUAUAUAAACAGUUUAUAUAUAUCGAGUGACAAUGUUAUAAAUGUUGGUCUCUUA